Molecule: messenger RNA, 888 nt
Organism: Cotesia congregata
Lineage: Eukaryota; Metazoa; Arthropoda; Insecta; Hymenoptera; Braconidae
Source: the annotation of a GenBank genome assembly
CGAUUUAUUGUUCAGGCUUUUUCAGUAGAAUAAAAUACGCAAACUUUGUUGGGCUGUUUGAUUACAUAGAACCUGCAACAAAAAAUUAUAAAAAUGAAAAACUUCAUUUUUUCCAUCGGUUUACUGAGUAUAUACUUUGCUACAACAGCGAAUUCACUGCUAACAGAAACAAGUCCUUUCCGAAGAACUUUAUCAGAAAAUAGAGAAUGGUGUUUACAUCUGUUAAGUAAUCAAACGAAUGGAGUGAAUAUAACUGAAAACAGCCCAAAUUUUCGGUGCUACCAAACAUGUUUGGUAAAACGUAAAGGAUACUUGCAAGAUGGAAAAAUUCUACUUGAUAAGUAUGAAAAAAUGGUAGACAUUAUGAUACAAAGAAACAAACAACUCUUAAUGAAUGCUACUAAAGCUUGCAUUGAAGAAGCUGAGAAAGGUGAGACUGAAUGCGAUGUAGGAGCUCUGUUUUUAGCAUGCCACCGCAGGGAAAUCAUCAAGCAUUACGGUCGUAAUUAUACUCGUAGUUUUGAUGGAAAUCACCAUCAACACCUAACACAGCCAAUGUCAACAGAUUAAUAUUUAUAACGAUAAAAGUAUGAGGUCCAAUAAUUUCCUUUAAUUGUCUUUUACAAAAUUUCUAACAUCUACGUCUUUUUAUUUUUUAAAUUGUACCUUUAUUUUUGUUGUUAUUGUUUAAAUAUUUAUCAUAAUUGUCAUUUUUAAGGUUUUUAUCAAUAUAUAAUUAGUUUCAAAAUAUUCCUUUAAAUUAUUAUUUACUGGUGGUGGAAUGUCACUGAUUUUGUGACAACAUAAAAAAAUUGGGAAUAUUUUUUCUUGUUCUUUUUUUUCUGUAAACUGUACUUAGAUCUUAAAAUAAAAAAUUUGCAAUUAAUA